AUGUCAAUGUUGCUCGGAUCGGAUUUCACCCUGGCUACUACCGACAAACUCGCUGAGGCAAUUCAAGUAGAAGCCAAACGCCAAGCCAAAAGGUUCAGUAAAGCCUUGGAGAAGCUCUACAAAGAUAAUGUGGUCCCUGAAGAGCAUGAGUACAGGGGCGGUGUCAGCUUCAUCGAAUAUACAGAAAAACUUCGUUCCUUGCUGGAAGAAGCGACCGCAAGCAACUGCGUUCAGUGUAACGAAGGAAUUUGGGUGAUCAACGCAAUCUCAGAAUCUUUGAGAUGGGCAGAAAGGAGCCAGGAAGAUCGUAUGCCCGUUCCACUCCAGGAAGACAUUCCGGCAAACGCAAUUGAAGAAGACUCCGAGGAGCAUUCCGAGGAAGACCAACUACGACAAGCUUGGGAGGUCCUGAAUGAACAUAAACUAGACCAUUAUGUUUUCAGUGAAAACCGAGCGGCUGAAUUAGAGUAUGACAGAUGGACAAUACUACAGUUCAGGACGGAGGCGGUUUUGAUGUAUUAUGGACUCAUGGACAGAGAAAAAUGA
This is a messenger RNA of Serpula lacrymans var. lacrymans S7.9, 546 nucleotides long. RefSeq lists its product as uncharacterized. The record is from RefSeq and is a predicted model, not a curated record. Lineage: Eukaryota; Fungi; Basidiomycota; Agaricomycetes; Boletales; Serpulaceae. Bases 1 to 546 code for a protein of 181 amino acids. The transcript has 4 exons.